GCAUCAACAAUGACACUCCCUGCAGAGUUUAGCACAACUGCACAGGACCGUCGUUGGUCAACUGAGUGAGCAUGGGCUAUGCUUUUUCAUUGGCUAAAACACUGACUUGAUGUGAUGACACUUUUUUUUUUUUAACCUAACGCUUCUGAAAGACAGAGUUUGUAUGAUGAUGGGGCUUCAUCUACUAAACUCCACAGCCUUUUCCUUCCUCUGGUGGACCACCCAAAGAACACAAUGCAUAUAUGGUACAAUCAGCGCGCGAGAGAGAGAGCGAGAGAGAGAGCAAAUAGUCUGCUAUUUUAGAAAGGGACAACGACGGGACUGGUCAUAAGUUUGGAGUGUCUUGUCAAGCGCAGUCCAGUUUCAAGAUGAGUGUGUAUGGCUGCUUCCUCGCCAGCUCAGUUCUUCUUUUAUCGUUAAUGGCAGUAGUGCUGGAAACCUGCAAAGUCCCUUUCAUUGAUCCCCCUCACCUGCUGGUUCUAUAUGGAGAUCCAGCCUGGGCAAACUGCUCCACCACAGAUCAACCAAGCAUGAUGGGAUGGGAAUCCCCUGUGGGAUCUAUAAGUGGUGCCGGCAUCACACACCUGAUCUGGACACUACAGAGUGUGACUACGUGGACUGUAGGAGGGAGAACACAGUGUUACACAAUUUCUGAUUCAGGGAGUUCGUGUACGAGCAAUCUCAACAUCACCAUAUACAAGCCUCCUGACAGAGUGUCCAUUCAUGCCGUAGGCGAUGUUGAUAACUUGGCUGAAGGGCAGCCCCUCCAGCUGGAAUGUGUAGCAGAGAAUAUAGCCCCUGCUUCACAUGUGAAAGUGACAUGGUUUAAAGGACAGGAACAGCUAAGAGGAAUCCCCUCAACUGACUUCACUGUUGACGGAGAUCCAAAUGAAAAUGUGACCGUGACACAUACACUACAUCUCACUGCCAGCAGGGAAGACCAUGGAGCCCAGUACAGAUGUGAGGCCGAGCUGGAGCUCGCGGGACUUCAGCCUCAUGCGGUGAAGAGCUCACAGCCUCUUGGGAUUUCAGUGUUUUUUCUUCCUGUGAUAAACUGUCCUUCAGAGGUCCAGGUGCGAGAGAAUGAGAGACUGCCCAACUGCACAGCUGAGGGUAACCCCUCUCCAGAGUUCACCUGGUUCAAAGGUCAUCAGCAGGUGGAUCCCCAGUCAACUCUUAGCAGGGUGGAUGGAGGCCGGUAUACUGUGACUGCCAGGAACAGUAUGGGAAUCGUCAAUGAAACUGUGGAUGUCGAGAUUUGGUUUGGGCCUGAGAUCAAUUGUUCUACAAAGGCCCGGGUCAAAGAGAACGACAGACUUCCCAGGUGCAGUGCUAUGGGCAAUCCCCCUCCAGAAGUCAUCUGGUUCAAAGGUCAUCAGGUGGAUCCCCUUUCACCUCUUAGCAGGAUGCACGGAGGCCAGUACACUGUAAUUGCCAAGAACAGUGUGGGAGCUGUCAAUCAAACUGUGGGCAUUGAGAUUUUGUACGGUCCAAUGAUCACCUGUCCUCAGACACUUGAGGUGAGAGAGAAUGAGGCACUAAACGGCUGCACAGUUGAAGGCAAUCCCCCGCCAGAGCUCACCUGGUACCAAGGAGAUGUUAAAGUUGACCGCAUAUCAAAACUGGGCAAAAUGGAUGGAGGCCAGUACACACUGUUUGCGGAGAGCAAGCCUUUUUCUUCAGUCCAUCAUUCUGUGGAGGUGGUUAUAAUCAGCAAAGGUAAUUACAUUUCCAUGUCUGGUGGUUGUGUCCUAUUGGUGGUGCUGUUCAGUCACAUCUUUCACUGACUGUGAAUGGACGUUCACUGAUGGACUGAUGGAAUCUACACAUCUUGUGAUUGGCCGAUGGACAAAGAAGUGUCUUCAUGGAUGUUGUAGUUAGCAAUGAUUUCCUGGGUGGUUUUGUGGAACGAACUCUUUUCUGCCAUAGCACUUUUCAGUUCAUCUCAACCAUCUGACAUGUCCAGCACAUGGGCAUGGAGACAAACUCUCAUCUUCCCCAUUUCUAAAGAAAAAAACCCUGAACAUUAAAUAAAGCAGUCUCUUCAGCUAUGAA
Molecule: messenger RNA, 2055 nt
Organism: Clupea harengus (Atlantic herring)
Lineage: Eukaryota; Metazoa; Chordata; Actinopteri; Clupeiformes; Clupeidae
Product: intercellular adhesion molecule 1-like
Biological process (GO): cell adhesion
Molecular function (GO): integrin binding
Source: RefSeq, a predicted model, not a curated record